CUGGUCAUCGUACCACCGACCUAUUGCUCCUAGCUAGAGCAGAAUAUCGGUACGGUACCUGGUACGCUGUAGCACCUCUCUGAACCAUUUUGGCUGAGAGAUUCUCAACUCUGGUUGUGCGAGGUUACUAUACCGGUAUGGGUCCAGGUGAGGCCAUGAAAAACUUUCUACCAGGUAGCUAGCUAGCUAGUAUUUUUCGAUGGCCAAUUGGGAUCCAUCCUAUUUUGAGCUUUCAACCGUGUAAUUCCACUGAGUGGUGCAUUGGAAUGGACUGUUAAUAACCGCAGCCACGAAAGUUUGGUCCUUGUGGAAGCAGACGAACGCACCGGUACCGGUAGCACCAAGAUCAGAACUGUCUGAAAUGGGUGUCUUCCAGCUCAACAAGCUUAUCAGGAAAUCCAUUCCAAACGCCGACCUCCAACCUCCAUUCAACAUGCUUGCGAGGAGUGGCCAAGGCUCGAUGCCUUCAUGAUCAUUGAUCCUCACUAAAGAAUGGGUGGGAAGAGACAGGAUGACGGGGAAUCUGAAGCAGUCAAGCAUGAUGAUGUUGAUGCAAUAGAUCCCAGUCGAGUAUUUCUAGCUCCCAUGGUCCGAGGAUCAGAGCUAGCUUUUCGGCAGUUGGUUCGGCAGUACGGAGUCACUGUCUGUUACAGUCCCAUGCUGCGAGCGGCGGAAAUCAUCAAGGCGUAUGGCUAUUACAAAAGCAAAACAAGCAAGAAACGUCAAGAUAUUGACAAAGAUGAAGACCAAGAAGAAGAAGCUGUUCUCCAUGAAGAUGGCUGGUUGUUACUAAAUGACAUUCUGGUGGAUCCACAUCCAGUAGUGGUACAGCUCUGUGGCAAUUCCCCCUCCAUCUUGCAACAAGCCACACAAGUCCUACUUGAAAUCAACCAACACUUUGUUUGUCAAAUAGUGGGGAUUGACUUGAACUUGGGUUGUCCACAAGACUGUGCGAAACGGGGUGAUUUUGGAGCCUUUUUGGCCGAGGACAAUCCACAGAAAGCAUGUGAAUGUGUCAGUGCCAUGAGACAGGCCAUACAAAAACAUACUACAACAACAUUCACUACUACUAAUAGACCCAGACUUUCGUGCAAAAUUCGACUUCAACAAGACUCGGCCCAAACGGUGCAGUUGGCAGAAUCACUGGCACACGCGGGGUGUCAAUUGCUGACCAUUCACUGCCGCCAACGGACCGACAAGCACGACGGGAUACCCAAUCUGCAAGUGGCUCGUGAUGUGGUACACGUCCUUCAGGAAGAUAGCAGUAGUAUGCCCAUUGUCUUGAAUGGCUGGCACUGGAAAGAUGCACCGCAUGCCUUGGCAUCCACUGGAGCGUACGGGGUCAUGUUGGCACGCGACUUUUUGAGAAAUCCACGGCUCCUGCAGCCACAACAACAUGCCAACAAUUACUAUCCUGGUCAAUUGGCCGCCGAGUACUUGGAAUUUGCAAAGCGGCAUCCACCACCGUCGCCCAUGUACAUGAAAUUGCAUCUACGGUGGAUCUUUCGUGCUGCUCUGGAACCACGCGACAAAACAAUACACCCCGCAAUCCUCUAUGCCAAUAACAACUGGAAACCACGUCUAUGGACCUUCUUGGCACGACCCUAUCUUACCUGUCUCGAACAGUUUCGACAAGUCGUCUUUUUGUACUUUUAUCAUUCCUGGCAAGAUGACAAUGAAACGAAAGAGGACGACAACACCUUGUUGCAAGCGGCAGUUCCUGCGUCACUUCAGGAUUUGGCCAUACAGCAUGAACAGCAACAACUCAUAACAUUUCGCAGUAUUCGGUACCACUACAACCGUUAACACAGUUCCGCUACGAAAAUGAGGUUCAAGGCCAGAAGUGGAUUCAUUGGGUCCGUCUUUUCUCUGUUUUUCUUUUUGUCCAUCGGUGACAAGCAAGAAGAAAUUCUCUCUUUUGUUCAUGUUGCCAAAUGAAACAAGAGUGUGUUGCUGCAGCUACUACCUAUGCAAAGCCGAAGGAAAACCCAUUUGAACCGAGCUCCCUACUAGCCCCAAAAUGCGACAAUGGCAUUCCUUGGUAAUAAGAUACAUCGUACCAAUGCUUUAUCGUCGCAGGAAGAUUAAAUUUUUUUGAAGAGCUGAGUCACGGAUCCUUAUGGGAUCCUCCAAGAUCCACCAAGAUCCAUCUACGCGUGACUCACGUGUCAUUAAAUAUAAUCUUAUAGGAGAGGCACGAAUGACCAAAGAUCCACCUCUCUCUCGCCACAGCUGCUCUUCCCACAUCCCAAAAAGAGACAAACCAAAGCAACACCUGUACCAUUUGACUGCAAACCAUGUCGCCCCUGACCGAUAAUCAAUGGUGGAGCGAGUUCCUUAAGAACGGGGACGUGACAGACGAGAUAUUCACUGCUGGACAGCUUGCAUUGUUUAAAACCUACCAAUUGUCGCAAGAUCAGAAGCGUAUUUUCCAAUGCGUCAAGACGGGAAAGAACCUGUUUCUUUCCGACCUCAUUACGGACGAAGAGAUCAUUUGGAGCAUUGGUGUCAUGGGCGUGAACAACGCACAUCGCGGAGUGCGACGGGAUACAGCUUACAAUUCAGCUUUACAGCUUUAUCAUUAGCAGGCUUAUUCUAGAAAAUAAUCAAUAAACUGCUCACUUAUUUGG
Molecule: messenger RNA, 2630 nt
Organism: Seminavis robusta
Lineage: Eukaryota; Bacillariophyta; Bacillariophyceae; Naviculales; Naviculaceae
Source: the annotation of a GenBank genome assembly